GCAGCAGGAGCAAGCAGAGGAAGCCAGAAAAUGGCAACAAAUGUUAGUCCGGACCUAGAUAACAAUGAUGAAAAGUGUAACCGUUAUAACCUGCUGGCCUGGCUUAACAGAUCACUACAAACCAAGUUCACUCAUAUGGAACAGAUAUGUUCAGGGGCAUGUUUUUGCCAGCUGAUGGAUUGGCUCUUUCCCGGGUCUGUUGACAUGACCAAAGUAAAGUUUCAGUGCCAGGACCAAUCAGACUUUUUACACAACUACAGUCUCCUGCAGACCAGCUUCAGGAAAACAGGUGUUACAAAAUCUAUUCCAGUGGAAGAGCUUGUCACAGGAAAAUUCAGGCCAAAUUUUGCCUUUCUAAAAUGGUUUAAGAAGUUUUUCCAAGCCAAUCUGAAUGAACAGGUUUACGAUCCAGUGAAGGCACGCUUUGGACAAGAGAUUGAACAUUCAACACCCCACCUAAAGAUAUCAAAACAGAUAUCAAAAACACUGAGAGGCGGCAACAGUUCUGGAAAAAUGAAGGAGGAUUCUGACACAGAUGGCGAAAAAAAGUCCUUUACCUAUGACCCCCAUUGGGAAGAAGCUCUAAAAUGGGUGAAGCCCAGCAGUCUGGGAAAUCUCUAUGCAUACUGCACAAUCUGUGACAUCAAUAUUAAUGUGCUGAACUCAGGACUGCUUGAUUUGAAAAGCCACCAGCAACGUAAAAAGCACAAGGCAUUGGCGAAGGGAAACCAGAUGGAUGACUCCUUCAUGUGUAGUGAACUAAUGCUGCACUUUAUUCAAACCCAUUGUCUUCCUGCAGAGACGAAUAAGAUCUCCCAGCGAAUUGCCAGGCAUGUUCUUGGAUUACAGUACCCAAAAGACAUUUCCUCUGCUGCUCAAAAGGUCCUGUACUGUCUCUACUUUUAUGGGAAUGUGGUACUAGAUAAAGAGAAUGAGAAUGGGAACCCUGCCUGUGUGGUACUUUUAGGGUUUUUUGACGAGAAGCCUGCAAAGCAUUGCAUACGAAUUGUUGAUGUUUUUAAUCGUUUAGACUCAGUAGACGCUGUUGUUGAAUCUUUAGUGGAUGUUUUCAAAAAGUUUGAGCUACCUGUGAGCAACAUGGUAGCUUUCUAUGUCGACGAUCAUGACGACAUGUCUGCAAAGGUUGCCCUAAAGCUGAAGGAACUCAACCCAAAAUCUGUGGCUCUUGGUGGACUUUAUAGCUUGGCGGACACAGCUUGCUUUUCUGCUCUUGGAAAAAACGUUCAACAGCUUGUUAUGAACAUUUAUCAACAUUAUUGUGCUUGCUCCACUAAAAAUGACAGUCUUAAAGGUCUGUUUACAGAUGUUUGUGGCCUUGACAGCUCUGUCCACUCUCUCUCAGGGGACUGUAAAACGUUUUAUCUUCUGAUUCACAGGAUGCUUGAAUUAUGGACAAACUUGACCUCAUACUUUACAUCCUGCAGUGAGAAUGAUGACCAGGCUAAACUCAUCAGCUCUCACUUAAGAAAUCCCAAAAUCAAGCUUGCUUUUAUGUUCCUAGACCACAGCCUUGGACCAUUGAAAACAUUUAACGAUCGCUUGCAAAGCCGUGAAGGUUCUGCUCGUGCAGAUCUUGUUCAGAUCCUUCGAGAAGCCAGUGGUCUACUACGCUCCUACGCUUCUACUUUUCUCCUUCCUCACGGUGUAGUACAAUUCCUGAAGAAACGUGACCCAGCCAUUCUUGAGAACUCUCAGUUACAUCUCCCAAGCACUGAGCUGAACUUCGGUGGCGCAGCAGUGGAUGAUUUUCUGGCUGAAAAUGAAGCCGAGCUGGCUGACUCACUGAAGGCUUUUCAGGACGACUGUACGUCAUUCUAUAAGACACUUACAGCCUGCAUUUCGGAACGACUUCCCUUAAGUGAUGGCAUCCUGAGAAGUAUGUCGCAGCUUUUGAGCCCAGACGGAAGGCUUAAGGUAAAAGGCAAGGCUGUAGAGGAUCUUGGUGAACUGUUUGGCCUCUUUACGACCCCAGAGGCAUCAGCUCAGCUCACAGAUGACUUUCUGGAGUACCAGCUUGUUGAGGAAGGAAAUGAUGAGGAGAAAUUGGAGAAUAGAAAAACUGAUGGUCAGUCUGGGACUACACUGGAGCUUUAUUGGAGCUCUGUGCUCAAAACCACUGGUCAAGCAUCUGUCUUCAGGAAACUUAUGCUCAGCCUUUUGGCUUUGCCCUGUCCACCUCUGGAUGCCGAGAAAGUGUUUAAUCAGGCAGUACAGAAUGGAGACAUUAGUCAGCUGGAUACGAGUUUAGAUGAUAGCGACAGUGAUGGUCCCAAAACAUUUGAAUCCACCAAUGAUGACUCGUCCUCAGAACUCACCAGUGCUAAGUCAACGCCAGUCAGACCCGAGAGGAAAAAGAAGAAGACACAAAGCGGGUCCGAAAUGGUUGACGGUUCAGCCUCUGUGAAGCCGUGCACGGUGCGACUGCAGAAGAUAACCACAGAGAUGGACAAGGUCAAGGAGGUGGCGAUGGAUGAGUAUAUACAGGAGAUGAAGGAUGAUGACGCCCCUACUGUAUCAAACAUCUCCACACCAAGCUCCAUGGCUGGAAAGAGAGUCAGAAUGUACCAGGAUGGGAAGGGUUUUGGUAUUGGAGAGCUGGUGUGGGGAAUGGUGAAGGGCUACUCUAAGUGGCCUGGUGUGGUUGUAGCCUGGAAGACGAAGAUGUCUCAAGCAUCCAUGAGACGUGUGAACUGGUUUGGAGAUGGCAUGUUCUCAGAGAUUUACACAGAAGGCCUUUUACCUUUCUCUGCAUUUACAAAGUGCUUUUGCAACGACUCCUUUACGAAACUACCUUUGUAUAAGGAUGCCAUUUAUGAGGCACUUGAGUUGGCAGGUGAACGUUGCACGAAGAAUUUUGCAUCCUUACAAAACAAAGAACAGGAGUUGAAGGCCAUGCUGGAUUGGGCUUUUGAUGGCUUUAAACCUACAGGUCCAGAAGGCUUUGCACCCCCAGAUGAUCCUUCAGUCAACCAAAAAAAUGAGUCUUCCGACUCCUCUGUGUCCGAUUAUCAACCUCCAUCUAAAAAGAAAUAUAACAAAGUCAGACGUACUACAACUCAGGAGUGCACCAGAGAGCAAAUGGUUGCUGAAGUGACAGAAAAAGGAAAAAACAUUGAAGAUUUCUGCCUUUCAUGUGGAAGUGCCAACAUUGAAACAUUCCAUCCACUUUUUGAAGGGAGCCUUUGUUUAAAGUGCAAGGAAAACUUUACAGAGACACUUUACAGAUAUGACGAAGAUGGUUAUCAAUCUUACUGCACUGUCUGUUGUGGGGGACUAGAGGUCAUGCUGUGUGGCAAUGCUAGCUGCUGCAGGUGUUACUGUAAGGACUGUUUGAAUGUCCUGGUAGGACCAGAGACCUUUGAUAAGCUGAAGGAGGUAGAUCCCUGGAGCUGCUACAUUUGUCUGCCUUCUAAGAAGUAUGGCGUGCUCAAGCUCAGACCAGACUGGAGUAAGCGUGUACAAGAGUUCUUCGCCAAUAACAGUGCCUUUGAAUUUGAGCCACACAGAGUUUACCCCUCGAUUCCUGCGCAACAGCGACGCCCCAUGAGGGUCUUGUCCCUCUUUGAUGGAAUUGCUACAGGCUACCUGGUACUGAAAGAUUUGGGCUUCAAAAUUGAGCGCUACAUUGCUUCAGAGAUCUGUGAGGACUCCAUUGCUGUGGGGAUGGUCAAACACGAGGGAAAGAUAGAAUAUGUCAAUGAUGUACGCACCAUCACCAGGAAACAUCUGGCCGAGUGGGGUCCGUUUGACGUUCUGAUUGGUGGCAGUCCUUGUAAUGACCUGUCUAUGGUGAACCCAGCAAGAAAGGGCCUUUUUGAGGGCACGGGGCGACUGUUCUUUGAGUACUAUCGCAUGCUGACCAUGUUGAGACCAAGGGAGGAUGAUGACCGUCCCUUCUUCUGGCUCUUUGAGAACGUAGUGGCCAUGAGUGCACGUGAUAAGGCCGACAUCUGCCGCUUUCUGGAGUGUAAUCCGAUCAUGAUCGAUGCUGUGAAGGUGAGUCCUGCCCACAGAGCCCGCUAUUUCUGGGGCAAUCUACCUGGAAUGAACAGACCGCUAUCCAUCUCACUUAAUGACAAAGUGGAUCUGCAAGAAUGCCUGGAGGUCGGGCGAACUGCUCAGUUUGAUAAAGUUCGAACCAUUACGACUAAAUCCAACUCCAUUAAGCAAGGGAAAAUGGGGCCUCUUCCUGUCACCAUGAAUGGCAAGGAGGAUUAUCUUUGGAGCACAGAAAUGGAACGAGUCUUUGGUUUCCCUAAGCAUUACACAGACGUGAAUAACAUGGGUCGAGGACAGAGGCAGAAGGUUCUUGGGCGUUCCUGGAGCGUUCCUGUCAUCAGGCACCUCUUCGCCCCACUCAAGGAAUACUUCACAUGCGAGUCUUAGUUAUCCUUCAGCCAUUUGCACUGUGAAACAUACCAGAGAUUCAGUAGGAAUGGA
Molecule: messenger RNA, 4461 nt
Organism: Trichomycterus rosablanca
Lineage: Eukaryota; Metazoa; Chordata; Actinopteri; Siluriformes; Trichomycteridae
Gene: dnmt3ba
Product: DNA (cytosine-5-)-methyltransferase 3 beta, duplicate a
Exons: 27
Coding region: 31-4407 (1458 amino acids)
Biological process (GO): negative regulation of transcription by RNA polymerase II
Cellular component (GO): nucleus
Molecular function (GO): DNA binding; protein binding; DNA (cytosine-5-)-methyltransferase activity, acting on CpG substrates
Source: RefSeq, a predicted model, not a curated record